AUGAUCACCCGAUUCCUCACAGAAGUCCGCGUUGCGUUCAACCCCUUCAGUCCUCGUUCGAAGCCUGCGAGGUUAUUCCUUUCGCUCAUCCCCGCCGAUGCGCGCGCCAAUGGCAUGACUGUUCAAUCGAAGAUGUUGCCUCGGACAAGCAAGGAGAGUGCGACAUUAGGUGUAAAGUUCAAGGACGGCAAGGAGAUGAACCUCGACCUGAGCAACAUGCGGAUAACAGAAGUUAUGGAGCAGGUGGACCGACACUCGCGAAUGCUGGCACGAAAGGAGGAAUUGUCAGGCAACUAAGGCAUUUGGCAGAUACCACCCACAGCUGUACGAACAUGUAUAUCAGAAGCAUCAUAUGGAGUCACGGUACAGGCUGGAGGUAUUCGAUGUGAGGAUGAUGAUCACUUUUGGAUGAAUCUAUGUCAUUUGGCCAACAACAGGCUUUUACCAACCACGGUUCAAGGGUUCGCGAUAUGAUACACGAUCGUCUUCCAGUUGAGCCGUCCACGCUGACCGUGAAGGUCUUCACUGAUUCCAGACGUCUAGCUGGAGGGGGCACCAGAGAUGUAGAACCACUUGUCGAUGCUGGGGUCGAUAGGAGCAGG
Molecule: messenger RNA, 602 nt
Organism: Macroventuria anomochaeta
Lineage: Eukaryota; Fungi; Ascomycota; Dothideomycetes; Pleosporales; Didymellaceae
Exons: 2
Coding region: 1-297 (98 amino acids)
Cellular component (GO): mitochondrial large ribosomal subunit
Molecular function (GO): structural constituent of ribosome
Source: RefSeq, a predicted model, not a curated record